Messenger RNA from Entamoeba dispar SAW760, 987 nucleotides. RefSeq lists its product as uncharacterized. The coding region runs from base 1 to 987 and encodes 328 amino acids. The record is from RefSeq and is a predicted model, not a curated record. The transcript has 2 exons. Lineage: Eukaryota; Evosea; Mastigamoebida; Endamoebidae.
AUGUCAUACUCAAAUACCAUUGAAGACACAACAAAAGAAUUAGAACAAAUAGAGGAGAAAAAAAUAAUUAAACAAAUCAAUCUCCCCAGAUAUCCUGUCUCAGUGGUAGAACCAACAAUGGCACUUUGUAAAAAUUGGGAAAUUGAAUUUCCCAUUUGUUCUAAAUGUUAUCAAGUUAUUAACUCUGCACUUGAAGAGACAUUGGCAAUGCUCUCAUCUGAAUUUAGGAAACAAAGAAUUAAAUACCAAGAGUUAAUCGAAUAUUCAAUCACUGAAACGUUAGACGAAGACAUUAAAAAAGAACUUGAAGAGAUUGAGAAGUUAACAGAUGAAGUAACAUCCUUACAAAUUCAAAAUGUAAGACUUCAUCAUCAAAAAAUAACAAUUGUUCAAUUAAAAUACAUUGAAACAAUGAUUCAUCAAAGUCAUUGCCAAGAACUUAAUGUUCUAGUUUAUUAUAGUAAUUAUUCAAUUAGUGCUUUUCAUAUCCCACAAAAUUCUAGAGUUAAACGGCUUGAAAAAUUUCUAAGUUCUACUACGACUUUUGACCAUUUGUUUCAUAUUAAUUGGAUAAACAACAAUGACAUCUCGAUUAAUGGAACAGCUAUAAUCACUACUCUUCUACUUAGAAAUAAAAAAAAAUAUGCAUUAAUUGUAGAUGUAAUUCUGAGGAUGAUUAGAGUGUUAGAAAGACAGUUUAAUCUUAACCCUCUUCGACUACCUAGUAUUCAUGUAAAAAAACCUGAUGACUUUUUUAUGUAUUGUUUAGUCUCACUUCAUCGAUUUAUUAUUUACUCUACUACAGUUAAUGUAGACCUUAUUAUUCCUUAUCGCACAAACUUAGAAACAAAGAAAAUAGGCAGAGCCCAAUUUAUUCCUGUAUGUUUAAAUAAUAGUUAUGAAAUGUUUGAGAUUGGACUACGGUUCUUUUUUACUGAUGUGAAAUUAUUGAUUGAUUUUGCAACUAAACUAAUCCAGAUUGAAUGA